AUGGAGAUGGUCCUCAUCUUCACCUUCUGCCUGAUUCUAGCUGGUACUGAUGCUGUAACUACAGUAACUGGAUACAGAGGACGAUCAGUUCAGAUUAAAUGCCCCUACACAUCUGGAUAUGAAAAGAACACAAAGUAUCUCUGCAGAGCCAAAGUCUUCACCGUCAACAUCACUGAUCUGAGACCAGAGGAUGAAAACACUUACUGGUGUGCGAUAGAGAAGACAUGGCAUGAUAUUUACACAGAGAUUCUGCUUCUGGUUAAAACAGAUGAUCCAUCCAUCAGUACUGUCUCACACACCACACACUCCAUUUCAACACACUCAAUGAGCACAUCAGUGCCUGCUGAGAGAACACACUCAUCAUCAGAUUUCUACACCUCCCUCAGUGUGGUUCCAUGCCCUGAUUAUGAUUAUGAUGAGAUUAAAGACAACAAAAGUCGUUCUAACAUAAUUUACUCCACUGCUCCACCUCCCUUAAACCCCUCUGAGAUUUAUUCCAACACUGGAUUACCCACAGUUCCCUUUGAUGAUCCAGAAACUGUUUAUACUACAGUAGAUCACCCAUCAGAUCCUCCUGAUCAGGACUUUUACUCCACAGCUCAGUUCCCCCCAGUUCCCUCAUCAGUCAGUGCUGCUCCACCAUCAGUUGUGGAAUCUGGUGAACAUCUAACGUACGCAGCACUGGAUCUUGACACCAGCUCUGGUGCAGCUCCAGCAGUGAUCUACAAGCAUGAAAACAACUCUAGUGAAUAUGCUACUGUUACCUAG
Messenger RNA from Clarias gariepinus (North African catfish), 768 nucleotides. RefSeq lists its product as uncharacterized. The record is from RefSeq and is a predicted model, not a curated record. The transcript has 6 exons. Lineage: Eukaryota; Metazoa; Chordata; Actinopteri; Siluriformes; Clariidae. Bases 1 to 768 code for a protein of 255 amino acids.